AUGCUGAUCGGCGGGUUAGUGCAUGUGGGAAUACUUUUCCUGACCCUGACUUUAGGACAGGUGCACGAAGAAGAUACCCAACAGCGCUUUUCAAGAUCUGUGGUCAAUAUGGACGAUUUGCUGAAUAUUGAGGAUUAUCUGGUACUCAAUCUGGAAAACUUUGCUGAAUUGCUCUUCCGAAAAGCCAGAACUAUUAGAUGGGGAAUCUACCAGAUGAGGAAAAUUCACCAGAAGCUAAGGGAGUCUAGGAAAUUUGUAUUUAAUCCAUUCGAAAGUUAUUCCCUCAUUCGUCACAUGCAAUCGGAUUGGUUGAUGUGGGAAUUUUUCCUGAAAAAGCCUGUUGCUCAAGAGCAAUUGUCUUAUAUGAAGACUAUGAAGUCCAAACUGCCGCAGGACCGUGACUUUUUUGAUGCAGCUGAAGGGAUUCGAAAAGUGCAGGCCACAUAUAAAAUAUCAUCUACUGAUAUGGCAAAUGGUCUGCUAGAUGGUGUGCAAUACAACUCUACGCUUGCAUCUUUAGAUUGCCUCGCAAUGUGUGAACAUCUGGUGAAGGAAUGGCGAUUACAAGUAGCUGAGGAAUGGAUACUUUCCGGAAUUGAAACCACUAAUCGAGUAGUUUCGCAAACAGAGUUACAGUUGUUGAGGGGAUCCAUUGAACCUGAACUCCACAGAUGCCUGGGAAAAGCGCGGAUGAAACAGAAAAAAUAUGAGGGCGCCUUGGAAGCCUAUAAGAUUGUCCUGAAACACUCGCCCCAUGACUCAAACAUAUUCACGGAGUAUCUGAACUUGGAAAGCAGAGUUCUAUCAGGAUUGGAACCAAUAGAGUAUAAAGAAGAGGAGGAUGUCGAAAGCGAUUAUUUGCCCACCUGUUGUAGUGGUCGCUGUGAAGUUCCCCAAAAACUUCGGAACCUUUAUUGUGUAUACAACCAUGUGACUGCUCCUUUUCUGAGACUUUCUCCCAUCAAAAUGGAGAUUCUAUCCAUUGAUCCUUUUGUGGUGAUCCUCCAUGACAUGAUCUCCCCCAAGGAUAGUGCUCUAAUACGAUCUUCGAGCAAAAAACACCUUCUUCCCUCCGCUACAGUUGAUGUGGGUGCACCCAAAGGACAGAAGAAAGUGGCUGAGUUUCGCACUUCAAAGUCUGUUUGGUAUGAUUACGAUCACAACGAGGCUACCAGGAAUAUGAAUAAGCGCCUGGGCGAUGCAACUGGUCUGGAUAUCAGGUUUGCAGAGUUCUUCCAGGUCAUCAACUAUGGAUUGGGGGGAUUCUUCAAUACACAUAUGGACACGCUGCUUUCGGACAAAGCCCGAUUCAACGGAGGCUAUGAUCGUAUAGCUACGGCGGUCUUUUAUCUAAGUGACGUGCCCCAAGGUGGUGGCACCUAUUUCCCUAAACUGAACAUCACGGUUUUUCCAAAGGCAGGGUCGACUCUCUUCUGGUACAAUUUGGAUACAAAGGGUAAUGAUCACCUAAGCACCCGGCACACAGGAUGCCCCGUCCUCGUGGGUUCCAAAUGGGUUGUUAGUAAGUGGAUAUUAGAUAUAGGUCAAGAGUUCACAAGGCCCUGCAUCGAUUCGAUUUCGAAAGCAAAAUACUUGGCAUCUGCUGAAAAACUUAUAAUUUAAUAUUUUUUGUAUUUUGUUUUAAAAAUUAAAUAUUGAAUUUACAAUUUUAAGUGAAACUAAUAUCUGUAAAAAUGUAAUUAUAAAAUAAGUUGAAGAACUAAAAGUUGUAGCUUCCAAUUUUAGUAUAAUGUUGUGUUAGGAAUAAUUCUAGAUUUAACUGAAACUAAUAACCGAUUAAAUUAAAUUAUGACAAUAAUUACCACGUC
Molecule: messenger RNA, 1829 nt
Organism: Drosophila takahashii
Lineage: Eukaryota; Metazoa; Arthropoda; Insecta; Diptera; Drosophilidae
Product: prolyl 4-hydroxylase subunit alpha-1-like
Biological process (GO): peptidyl-proline hydroxylation to 4-hydroxy-L-proline
Cellular component (GO): endoplasmic reticulum
Molecular function (GO): iron ion binding; protein binding; L-ascorbic acid binding
Source: RefSeq, a predicted model, not a curated record